Oxyura jamaicensis (ruddy duck) is the source of this 9382-nucleotide messenger RNA. It is a transcript of the gene BCR, whose product is annotated as BCR activator of RhoGEF and GTPase. The transcript has 24 exons. Gene Ontology annotation, molecular function: guanyl-nucleotide exchange factor activity; protein serine/threonine kinase activity; GTPase activator activity. Gene Ontology annotation, biological process: positive regulation of GTPase activity; intracellular signal transduction; protein phosphorylation. The record is from RefSeq and is a predicted model, not a curated record. Bases 524 to 4579 code for a protein of 1351 amino acids. NCBI's taxonomy places the organism in Eukaryota, Metazoa, Chordata, Aves, Anseriformes, Anatidae. Gene Ontology annotation, cellular component: membrane.
CCCUGCCUCCCUCCUUCCCUCCCCUUCCGCAGCGCCGCGGCUCGGGGCGCCGCCGGAGCCGGGCCGCGAUGGGCAGCCGCGGGCAGCCUCCGGAGCCGCGCCGCCAGCCUCCGCCUCCAGAGCCGCGCCGGGGAGGCUGCCGCGGGGCCGCGGGGCGCUACGGCACCGCCGGGUAGCGGCCGGGCUCGCCGCCCUGCGCCCGGAGGCCAGCACAAUAGCCGGGAGGAGGAGGAGACAGGGAAAGGGGCAGGGGGAAAGGAGGAGAGAGAAAGAGAAAGCACAACACGGGGGCUGGCCGGGGGAGGACGGAGCGGAGGGCUGCCGAGAGCGGCUGCACAGAGCAGCGGGGCCGGGACGGCAGCGGCAGGAGUUCCUCUGCAUGGACCGUGAAAGAGACGCGUUGAGUUGACCCUGCCGGAGCUGUUUCUGCUUCUACAUGUGAGAUCCGGUUGCUUUAUUCUCUCCGGCUACCUCUCUCCAGCUUCCCUUCCUUAUUCUCCACUUAUUUACUCCUGUAUGCAAAAUGGUGGACCCUGUGGGGUUUGUGGAGGCUUGGAAAGCACAAUUUGCAGACUCUGAGCCUCCUAAGAUGGAGCUGAAAUCAGUGGGAGAUAUUGAACAGGAGCUGGAGAUGUGCAAAGCAUCUAUCCGGAGACUGGAGAUGGAGGUCAACAAGGAGAGGUUCCGCAUGAUUUACCUGCAGACUCUUCUGGCAAAGGAGAAAAAAAGCUAUGAUAGACAGAGAUGGGGUUUUAAACGUGUUUCUCAGUUGCCUGAAGGGGGUGCAGAGCAGCAGAUCCAGGACCUGCAUCAUCACCAGUCUGCUGACCAAGAUGAAUAUGAAAAAAGCAAGUCACACCACGGGGAGGAAAAGUUCAAACCCAGGAUACCUUCUCUGCGGAAGCUGUCUACCCAGAGUGACGGGUCAGACCUGUCGCCUUUGGACAGUCCCCAUCACGGGGAGGGAGAGCAGGACAGGUGUAAGUACUAUGGUGAAGAGAAACUGAAGAGAGUUGUAGAAGAUACGGAGACUCGCUGUGAUACAGAUGGAUCUCCUUCAAAACACAGAUCGGCUUCCACUCGCAGGCUAGUGGGAUCUGCUGAGAAGGAGGGAUCGUUUGAACCUAUUUCUAAGGACAGAGGGAACAGCACCAGUGUGGCAGCCCUAAGGUCUAACUUUGAGAGGAUUAAAAAGGGGAAUUCACAUCAUUCUGGAGAUAACAAGGAUGUUGUUGAAAAGCCCUUCUAUGUGAACAUGGAGUAUCAUCACGAGAAGGGUCUAGUGAAGGUCAACGAUAAAGACGUUUCUGAUAAAAUAAGCUCUCUUGGUAGCCAAGCCAUGCAAAUGGAACGCAAAAAGUCCUUACACUCCCUUCCUUCUACCGUGGUACCCAGCUUCAAUGAAUUCCAGAGGCCUGCUUACAGGGGAAGGUCCUCAGAGAGCAGUUUUGGCUAUGAUGGAGAAUACGAAGAUGCUGAACUGAACCCCAGGUUUCUCAAAGAUAAUCUGAUUAAUGCCAAUGGCAGCAACCGCUCACCUUGGCAGCCCAUGGACUUUCAGCCCUAUCAAAGUAUCUAUGUUGGUGGAAUGAUGGGGGAGGCAGAAGGGAAAGGACCCAUCCUGAGAAAUCAGAGUACGACUGACCAGGAAAAACACCUCACUUGGCCCAGGAGAUCUUAUUCCCCGAGGAGUUUUGAAGAUAUUGGAGGAGGAUAUACUCCUGAUUGUAGCUCUAAUGAGAACCUUACCUCCAGUGAGGAAGACUUCUCUUCAGGGCAGUCCAGCCACGUCUCCCCCAGCCCCACCACUUACCGCAUGUAUCGGGAUAAAAGUCGUUCUCCCUCCCAGAACUCUCAGCAGUCCUUUGACAGCAGCAGUCCACCGACCCCCCAGUCUCAAAAACGGCACCGGCAGCAGCAGGUCGUUGUGUCCGAGGCUACUAUUGUGGGUGUACGAAAAACAGGGCAGAUCUGGCCAAGUGACGGAGACUUGCCUUCUGGGAGAUGUCACCAGGACAGCUGCUUCCACGGGGAUGCAGAUGCUUCGUUCAGCGGCACACCACCUAGCUAUGCAUACGAUGCAGACCGUGCUGAAGAACAGAGGCGACAUCAUGAUAUGAUGCCCUAUAUUGAUGACUCGCCUUCAUCUUCACCUCAUCUCAGUUCCAAGAGCCGGGGCAGCCGAGACACCCUAUCUUCAGGGUCUCUGGAAUCUACAAAAUCAAGUGAGCCAGAUUUGGAGAAAGGCCUGGAGAUGAGAAAAUGGGUCCUGUCAGGAAUCCUGGCCAGUGAGGAAACCUACCUGAGCCACCUGGAGGCUCUGCUGCUGCCUAUGAAGCCUUUGAAAGCAGCUGCCACCACAUCUCAGCCUGUGCUGACUAGUCAGCAGAUUGAGACAAUAUUCUUCAAAGUGCCUGAGCUCUAUGAGAUCCACAAAGAAUUCUAUGAUGGGCUCUUUCCCCGAGUGCAGCAAUGGAGUCACCAGCAACGCGUAGGAGACCUCUUCCAAAAGCUGGCUAGCCAGCUGGGAGUGUACCGGGCCUUUGUGGAUAACUAUGAAGUUGCUAUGGAGACAGCAGAGAAAUGCUGCCAAGCCAAUGCUCAGUUUGCUGAAAUCUCUGAGAAUCUAAAGGCUAGAAGCACAAAGGAAUCUAAAGAUCAGACGACGAAAAAUUCCUUGGAAACUCUCCUAUACAAACCAGUGGAUCGAGUGACUCGCAGCACACUUGUCCUGCAUGAUUUGCUCAAGCACACUCCAGUGAGCCACCCUGAUCAUCCACUCCUGCAGGAUGCCCUGCGGAUCUCGCAGAACUUCCUUUCCAGCAUCAAUGAAGAGAUCACUCCUCGACGGCAGUCCAUGACUGUAAAGAAGGGGGAGCACCGGCAGCUCUUGAAGGACAGCUUCAUGGUGGAGCUAGUUGAGGGGGCUCGCAAACUACGUCAUGUCUUUCUUUUUACUGAUCUAUUCCUGUGUGCCAAGCUCAAGAAGCAGAUUGGAGGAAAAAGCCAGCAGUAUGACUGUAAAUGGUACAUCCCACUCACGGACCUUAGUUUCCAAAUGGUGGAUGAGUCUGAGGCAGUGCCCAACAUCCCACUGGUACCUGAUGAGGAGCUGGAUGCCAUGAAGAUCAAGAUAUCCCAGAUCAAGAAUGACAUCCAGCGUGAAAAGAGAGCCAAUAAGGGCAGCAAGGUCAUUGAGAGGUUGAAAAAGAAGCUCUCAGAGCAGGAAUCACUCCUACUGCUGAUGUCUCCCAACAUGGCCUUCCGGGUACACAAUCGCAAUGGCAAGAGUUACACGUUCCUAAUUUCAUCGGACUACGAAAGGGCAGAGUGGAGAGAGAACAUCCGGGAACAGCAGAAGAAAUGCUUUAAAAGCUUCUCACUCACAUCAGUGGAGCUUCAAAUGUUGACCAACUCCUGUGUGAAACUUCAGACAGUCCACAACAUUCCCCUCACUAUCAACAAGGAAGAUGAUGAAUCCCCAGGUCUCUAUGGAUUCCUGAAUGUCAUUGUCCACUCUGCCACAGGAUUCAAACAAAGUUCAAAUUUGUACUGCACAUUAGAGGUGGAUUCUUUUGGGUAUUUCGUGAACAAGGCUAAAACUAGAGUUUACAGAGACACCACGGAGCCCAACUGGAACGAGGAGUUUGAAAUUGAGCUGGAAGGCUCACAGACUCUGCGGAUUCUGUGCUAUGAAAAGUGCUACAACAAAAUGAAGCUCACCAAAGAGGACGGAGAGAGCACAGAUCGCAUAAUGGGGAAAGGACAGAUCCAGCUGGACCCACAGGCAUUGCAGGACAAAGACUGGCAGCGCACAGUCAUCUCAAUGAAUGGAGUUGAAGUGAAGCUGUCAGUGAAGUUUACCAGUCGGGAGUUUAGCCUGAAAAGGAUGCCGUCACGGAAACAGACGGGGGUCUUUGGGGUCAAGAUCGCUAUUGUCACCAAGAGAGAGAGAUCAAAGGUGCCUUACAUAGUGCGCCAGUGUGUGGAGGAGAUAGAGCGACGUGGGAUGGAGGAGGUGGGCAUCUACCGUGUCUCUGGGGUUGCAACCGAUAUCCAGGCUCUGAAAGCUGCCUUUGAUGUCAAUAACAAGGAUGUGUCAGUGAUGAUGAGCGAGAUGGAUGUUAAUGCCAUUGCAGGCACGUUGAAACUGUACUUCCGAGAACUACCUGAACCACUCUUUACCGAUGAACUGUACCCCAACUUUGCAGAGGGCAUUGCACUUUCAGAUCCUGUUGCAAAAGAAAGCUGCAUGUUGAAUCUAUUGUUAUCACUUCCAGAACCCAACCUUGUGACAUUCCUUUUCCUUUUGGACCAUUUAAAAAGGGUUGCUGAGAGGGAAAGUAUCAACAAGAUGUCCCUGCAUAAUCUUGCAACUGUCUUUGGACCAACACUGCUCAGGCCUUCAGAGAAGGACAGCAAAAUCCCUGCUAACCCAACCCAGCCUAUAACAAUGACUGAUAGUUGGUCACUAGAAGUCAUGUCCCAGGUUCAAGUCCUUCUGUACUUCCUGCAGCUAGAGACCAUUCCUACCCCAGACAGCAAGAGACAAAGCAUUCUCUUUUCCACAGAGGUGUAAACGCCUGUGAUACCAACAGGACUCAAGAAACUGCUCUUGGAAUAAAUCUGCCUCUCCAGAGAAAAAGAAGACUGGUGUUUCUUCAGACAUUUCUGGCCUGUUCCUGUCCUGGGGAAUUCUGGCCCUCAGCGCUUCUGUUGUUUGUUAACCAGAGACAAGCUGAAGAGAAAGGAGAAAGAACUCUACUUUUGAUCAGUAGAACCAGAAAGAAUUGAACUGGAGAUGGAGCUGUGCAGAAUCUCCACUAGAAGGAGCAAUAGACACUUGGACAAAUGCACCACAGAGUGUGGCUGUUAUUCUUGUUGGGAAUGUGACAGAAGGUAUUCCUCAUUUUAUGGAUUUAUCAUAAAGAAACUUCAAGAUUUCUACUGGACCACUUGAUAGGAUACCCUUUUUUGGGUGAGGGGGAGUUAAAAGAUCUAUCACAACUGUGUCUUUAAUAACUGCUGUUUUUAAAGUACUGUUCUAGGCCACAAAAAUAGCGUUGCUUUGCAAGAAGAGGAGAGAAGGGAAGGGUCUGGGAUCUGAGACUCCCUCCUCAUAAAUUCAAGUCUUGAUUUGAACAGGGUUCUAAAGAAAUGGAACAGUUUUGCAUACAACUAGAACUUUUUUUUUUUUUUUUUGUCUCACCCUCCCCUUCCCCUGCAAAUAUUUAUACAAACUCUAGGGAAGGAGAUGCCCUGCUCUCACCUACGUUGCACUUCAGAUGUUUGGAUGGGGGGGGGGCUAAGGGACCCAGACCCAACGAUGUUACAAGAUAAAUAAAUACAGCAAAUUAAAGAGAGGCAGGGAGGAUUUGAGUCGGUGCUUUGUGAUUGUGUUGUUUGCUUGCAUAUAAAAGCAGGAGCAAUACUAUCCAGAGAGGAUUGCUGAAUUCCUUAGACCCUGCCAAACUUAAUGAAAAUUAAUUGAGAAGGCUGUUAAUUUCCAACACUCCAAAGAAAUGAUGUUAUCACUGCAAAAAUAAUUAAAACAUUUCUGGACAAAACAAAUUAUUAGUGGCUAUCAGGUUGGCUGGCUGCUUACUCCAAACUUCUAUCAUAACAGAUUUUUGUUUGUUUGUUUUGAUACUUGAAUUUUUGGAGGCUUUGUACAUUGCUUCUACAAGAGUCUUUUUCUGAUAGAGAUAAAUACUUUGAUAAAAUAUGUCAGAAUGUACUUUAUGGACAACCUAGCCAGUAGCAUGCAUGUGUAUUCUUCAGAAACUUCAACCCUGUUUUAAAUAAGAGCAGUGAAGAAAUUUCUGUGGAACUACAUACAGCAGUACAAAAGGUCUAGCUAAAUACUAGCUUUGUGUUUUCCUCCCUAACUUGGUCUAAGCCACGGGGGUUACAUAGGCGUAAAGGGCAGCAGUAUUUGUCUAGGGAACUGAAAGCAUCAUCUAAUUGCUUAAUCCAGAGCAAAGUAUUCUGGCUACGAAGCAGUUGUGCCAAACAUCUUGGGGGAGGUGGGAAUUAUUCCAUUUUCAUAACGUACUCCAGCCCCCUUUACUUCCUACCCGGUUAUGCAGCAUCCAGUUAGAGGCAACCAUCCAUCAUCCUGGCAAGAAGAAAAGUGCAGCUCAAAGAUGAGGGAAGGAAUCAGCAAGGGAAGAAGGAGGGAGGGAUGGGUUUUGAAAGAAGGAAUUGGUAUAGUUAGGUUGUCAACAUCAUUUGAGCGGAAAUACCAUGAAGAAAGCAACCCUCCUUAUGCUGAGUUUCACGUUUUCUGAUGAGUAAUCUGCAAUCUCUCAAUUAGAAAAACAAAACCCCAAACAAACGAAAACAACAACAAAAAAAAUGACAACAGAGUCUCAAACAAAUGGAAAGAAAACAAUAAUGGAAGGGAAAUGGUUUUGUAGUCAAUGUAAUUCUGACUGCUGCAUAAUAUUAGAAACUAUUGUACUGUGAAGUUACAAAUUGAAAAAGGAACAAAUAGAAAUUCCAAUUUUGUGAGUAUAUCAACAUUUUGCAUGCUUUGUAAGGAUCCUUAUAGGAAUUUAAUAUUGCUUAGUAUCCCUUCUUAGGUCUGGGAGCAAACUUCUUUGUAAUGUAAUGUACAACUAGAAAUUCCUUCUCUAUUGUAUGUAUUUCCACUACAUUCCAACUUCUGAACCCAGAAAACAGAAAAAAUGUUUAUAGUAGGAGGUGCUUUUUGGGGGAGGGAGGGAAUGAAGGCAAGGAAACUUGAAGGCUUAAUUUUUUUUAUAUUUAUUUUUUUUGCCUUUUUGAAGGUAAAAAUUGGUCACAAUCUUGCAAAAUUUUGACUUAAGAAAAGUCAUGCAGACCAGGAAACCACGCUCUGUGGUUUGGGUUUUAUGUAUUUGUUCUCAUUUUACAUAGCAGUUCUGUAACAAUCCUUUGACUGCUAGCUGCAUACCUACCCAUUCCAAGCUGUUGUUUGGUAUAUUUGACGCAGUAGCACUGUUGUUGACUUCGUUAAAAAGAAAAAAUAGAAAUAAAAAUUAAAAAACACAAACAAAAAACAACGAACUACACCAGGUGGUUGGGUGAUAGCCUUUUCCUUUUGGUGUUUAGAAUUUGUGGCUGCUCUUUGCAGUGUUGAAACUGGAAAGCAAUACCAUAAUGACUGUGCCAAUUUACUUUUGCCCAACUUUUUUUAUUUUUAUUUAUAUAGGAAGUUAAUUUUAAUAUUAAAUUACUGAUCUAUAGUAAGUAACCAGGAGAAAAUAGCUUUCGCUUUGGUUACUGUUACAGGUUGUUGCUUUUAGUCUCUCAUUACAAUGCUCAGUUCUAAUGUAACAUUAUCUAACAUGCAGGCAUGUGGAUCAGGGAAAAAAAAGUUAAUUUAACUUAUCCCAUUAAUUAUUUCUGUUAAGUAUGAAUAUGUUUUCCCCAAAGCUGGUAAUUUUGGGCUGGAAAAGGUAGCACAUCUUACUGCUAAUGAUGGAAUCGUGGACUGAUUUGAAAUACGAGAAUUGAUUUCUUGAAUUUCCUUUAAUUUUGCAAUCAAGCUUUUUCAAAUAGACUUAUGUUUUCAGAAAUCAAGAAUCUCCAAAAGGCUUUUCUUUUCCCAGGGAUGUUGUGGGUGUGCUUUUUUUUUGAACUUUGUUGUGUUUUUAAUAAGCCUUAUCAUAUUUAAUCAUAAAGGGACUUGCAAAACUUGGCUUUAGAGAAGGCCUUCUGAUUUCUUUGCUUAUGUAUUUGCUUGUGAGUUGUGUCAGAAAACCUAACUCUUCCAUUUUCUGCAUUAAAAGGUACAAUAUAAACAACAUAUGAGCAAACUAGCAAAACAUUACCCUUUAAAUGUGCACUGGAAGUUUAUAUUCGCUCUGAUUCUAGUGUAUUGGAGAGACCUUUCUAAAAAUGUAGCUUUCAGCUACAUCAAUGUGAAACAUUAAAACCUUCAACAGAAAAAUUUCAGGUGAUUAGGAUAGGCUGUGUAUCUCCUGUUUAAGGAGAGGAGUAAACAUCCAUUUCCUGGCGUUUAGAAACUAUUUUAAAAUUCUCAUGAAUUUUUUUAACACUGAAUAGGUUUUUAAAUUAAAAAGAAAAAAAAGUAAAAAAGCAAACUAAGGGAAAGAGUUUUAAAGAUGGUCAAGAACUAACAAUUACUAGGUCAGUCUCAGCUUUGUGUGUUGUGUGUGCUUUUUAUGGGAGGAGAGUGUCUGAAACCAAAUCUAAACACAUCCAUUGAAAUGCUGCUGGUGUUCUUUAUUCUUGCACAAUUUUAACAAGUUGAGGUAGUAGCUAAGCUAUUUCAGGCUGUAUUUUAAUGCUGCUAUUUUUUAAUGUAUCAGCUAAGGGCGAAAUACAGCAGUGCGUUCACUAUAUUUGCUGAUGCCCACUGCCUGCCUUGAUUGUGACUUUCACUUGCUAAUCGAAGGCAAUCAGCAUGCACCCUAUGAAGCAAAACUGCAACAUUUUUUGUUGGCCACUAGGUGGUGGAACCACAGAGUAUGUUUAUGGGAGAUGCAGUAUUUUUACAGUUUAUUCAUUUUACCUGUUUAAAAAUGUGUUUUACAGUUGUUUAUGUUAGUUUUCUAUGAGUUUAUUUAAACAAGUGUACUGUUCUGUAAAGCAUACAUGGAUUUCCAAAUUUGCUUGUCACCCCUGUAACACUGGAAGGCAUGACAACGUGUUCUUUAUCUUAAUGUGCCAUUCUUUCAAGUAUGUAUAAAAUGUAAAUUGACCAACAUGGCUUUUAAAGAUACUUAAAAUAUGAUGGGAAAAAAACAACAAACCAACCCUCUCUGGUUCCUCACUUGUUAAUCCUUCCUUUUGUUUCAGUGCUUGUUGAUCUACUGAGGCAACAUUGUAAGUUGUGGUAUUGUUGUUAUGAAAAUUUUAGAAAGAAAUGGAAAAUGUUGUACGAACAGCCUCUUCCCAUUCCCUUUUGACUUUAUUUCAAGAAUACAGGGACUUGCAGUAACAGAAGAUUCAUACAUUCAUGCUAGAUUUAAGGGAUUUGCUUCAUUCGAAGAAAAAUCUGAAAAGACAAGUAGAUGUGACCAGACAAAUCAAAUUUUUGGUGUAGUUACUAAGUCAGAAACUUGUGCAUUCCCUUUUAAAUUUGUAGUCCAGGUAUGUUUUUAUUUGUAAGCUUUGCUAACAUUCUGAUAGUACUGUAGUCUGAAAAAUAAAUCUGAUACUGUCCACUCCCUUUAACGUAGGGUUUGUGCAACUGAGAUGCUGGAGCUUUCAAAUGAGUAUUAGCAAUUCUCCAUUCUGAACUAGAAUGAAAUGAAUGUUUGGAAUUAAGUACGUGCAUCAUCCUUAAAAUCAACAGAAGCUCUAAAUGAAGCACAGUUAAUAAUUAUUCUUUAACAAAGUUUUAAGGAAGAAAAAUAACACAAUUGGAAAA